CCAGUUGAUGGCCGCUCCCACCGUCAGUCAGUGAGCAGCUGAUCUUACAACGCACGAGUCACAGUAAAACAUAAGGAAUACAAUCUUUUGUUCAAGAGGCAAGCGUUCAAUCACAGAGAAAUAGGUCUAAUUUGGCGUGUGCAGGAGCCCGAGAAGUGGACGAUGUUUGUGUGUGCACCUGGAAGUUUCUGACAGACUACCACAUUUGAAGUCCCUCAUUCUUGUAAACCUUUGUCACACACCCGCGAUCAUGCAGAUGGAUCCCGUGUUGGUUGAAUCCGCUGUGGUGUUUGCUAUGGUGAUUUCCGUUCACAUGGCCGUGUGGAACCAGCUGUCCUGGUGUUGCAUCGCUCUGGCGGUCCAGGCUUUCUAUGUUCAGCACAAAUGGGAUCGCCUGCUUCGGACCGGCGCCGCCGUGUUCCAGUUUCGCCCCUCGGCCAACAGCGGCGUCUUACCGGCCAGCAUGGUGAUGCCUCUGCUGGGUCUCGCUUUGAGGGGACGCUGCGUCAUCGUGGGAAACGUUUACAUGGAGCGCUUCGCCAUGGUCAUAACAGUGAUAGGCAUGAUGUUGGCUCUGUUCCUGUCUCUCAUUGCGCUGGGAAUCACACGCCCGGUGCCCACAAACACCUGCGUCAUAGCCGGCAUCGCCAGCAGCGCCAUUCUGUACACCGUGAAGCAAACGCUGACAGUGUCCGAGGUGAUUGAAGUCUUGGAGGUGUUGCUGAUUUUUGUGUACGUGAGCUUGAUCCUGUUGUACCUGCUCCCACGCUGCUUCACCCCCGGCGAGGCCCUCCUCAUCCUCGGCGGGAUUAGUUUCAUUAUCAACCAGCUCAUUAAGCGCUCUCUGGUCUCGUCCGGGAACGCGAACUCCGACCCGCUUCCGUAUUUCCUCCCGGUCGCCGUGUUAGGUUUGGUGCUAUUGGGAAUCUUCUUCGCGGUGCUCUUCGUAUUCAUGGAAUCGGAAACCUGGUCGGCGUCGCUCUUCUUCCACACCAUGACUGUGGUUUUGGGCUUGGGCUUGUUGGUUCCUUGGCUCUCCCUGCUCACGCAGCAUCACCCCAUCACCUGGCUGAUGCAUUUCAUCACUGAGAGCAGGACCCGCCUUUGGCUCAUUGGAUUCUGGGCUUCACUGUUGCUUCUAGCUAUUGCCGUUGUGAUGCAUCAAAACAGCCACCGCUCGGGCGGCAGUAAGAAGCACCAGGCGUCCACGACCGUGCGGAAGUAUUUCCACCUGCUCACCGUGUUAACCUUCGCACCCGGACUCGCACUAGACCGCCCUCUGCUCCACUUGUCCGCGGUCGCGUGCCUCUCAGCGCUUUUGUUCCUGGAAUUCGUCCGCUAUUUCCGCAUCCGACCUUUCGGGCCUCUGCUGAGAUGCCUUCUCACUUUAUUCCUGGACGAGAGAGACUCAGGACCGCUCAUUCUCACUCACAUCUACCUUCUCCUCGGCGUCGCCCUUCCCAUCUGGCUGUCCCCCGGGACCUGCACCCCUAAAGGAGGCCUCGGGGGCGCCGGCGGCCUGGUGCCCUACGCCGGCGUGCUGGCCGUGGGAGUCGGCGACACCGUGGCGUCCGUCUUCGGCAGCUCGGUCGGCGAGAUCCGCUGGCCCGGCACUAAGAAGACCUUCGAGGGCACGGCGACCUCAGUGUUCGCUCAGAUCAUCGCAGUGGUGGUUUUCCUCAUCGCCGACAGCAGUAUAAACCUGAACGCCAGCUACUCGUGGGUGGUGGGCUCGAUCACCAUGGUGGCCAUGUUGGAGGCGUACACGUCACAGAUAGACAACCUGCUGCUUCCUCUGUACCUAUACAUCCUUCUGCUGCUAUGAGAUUAUGCCAACGCACAGAUAUUAAAGGGAUAGUUCACUCAAAAAUGAAAGUUAUGUU
Messenger RNA from Rhinichthys klamathensis goyatoka, 1883 nucleotides. RefSeq names its product dolichol kinase (gene dolk). Gene Ontology annotation, molecular function: dolichol kinase activity. NCBI's taxonomy places the organism in Eukaryota, Metazoa, Chordata, Actinopteri, Cypriniformes, Leuciscidae. Gene Ontology annotation, biological process: dolichyl monophosphate biosynthetic process. The transcript has 2 exons. The record is from RefSeq and is a predicted model, not a curated record. Gene Ontology annotation, cellular component: endoplasmic reticulum membrane. Bases 251 to 1825 code for a protein of 524 amino acids.